AGUCAACACAGUCAGAGAAGGGAGAGGGCCGUGAAAACUAGGGCACAACAAAACUGACCCCUUUCCCUCAAACCAGAGGCACAGAUCCAACAGAGAGAGAGUGGGAGGGUGUAGGCUGGGGAAGAGAGAGACAUUUGUGGAAGGCUGUGUGGCUGUUAAAGGAGCGAAGCCUGCGGAAAUCCACCAUCGACGUCCCCAGAAGUCCGAUGUCCCCACAAGUUUGAUGUCCCUUCAAGUCUGCUCCAAGUGAGGACCUCGGCAUUACGCAUUUCCUCUUCAUUGUCCAUUUUCUGGUCAGUGUUUCCACGUACAAACUGCACCAUGCACAAGCGUACGAAGGUGAAGAUGACGUUCUUUGUGAUCCUGGUGGGUAUGGCUUCCAUGUUUACGGCGGUGGUGACGGACCAUUGGGCCGUGCUGAGCCCGCGGGUGGAGCAGGUGAACGCGACGUGUGAGGCGGCCCACUUUGGCCUCUGGAGGCUGUGUAAGAAGGUCAUCUACAUCAGUGAGGUGGACUACAAUGGAAAGGGUUGUGGCCCCAUCAGCUUACCUGGAGCGGAGAACUGCACUUACUUCAAACACUUCACUCCUGGGGACGAGUCUGAGAUUUUUGAAGUCAAAACCCAGAAAGAGUACAAUAUCUCGGCAGCGGCCAUCGCCAUCUUCAGCCUGGCCUUUAUGAUCCUGGGCACCUUGUGUCUCCUGUGCUCCUUCAAGAAGGGAAAUGACUACAUCCUCAAACCUGCCGGAAUGUUCUUCGCUUUCGCAGGUCUGUGCGCCAUCAUCUCAGUGGAGGUGAUGCGUCAGUCGGUAAAGCGGAUGAUCGAGAGCGAGGAAACCAUCUGGAUAGACUACUCCUACGCCUGGUCCUUCGCCUGUGCCUGUGCCGGCUUCUGCCUUCUCUUCCUCAGUGGCCUCGGCCUCCUCCUGCUCUCCAUGCCCCGCAUGCCCCAAAACCCCUGGGAGUCCUGCAUGGACGCUGAACACGAAGUGGAGUAAUAGACAAGAGGGAUGAGACGAGGAAGAGAGUGACACUUUGUUUUAAAAGCAAUAAGAUCACGAUCAAGAUCAACUUUGUGUUGUGACAUAGUGGAACCAGAGGAUUAUUUCACACAGCGCUUGGGAGCAGUCGUGUCCUGCAUGCUUUCCCGAGUCAUAGUGGAGGACCACACAAGUGGCAUUGUGUGACUCCAAGUUUACGCCGAUGUGAUAGUUAUUAUAUAAAUAUUUGCAGAUAAAAGGCAUUUCCACUGCCAUUUCUCGCAUAAUUAAUUUUACAGACACAUAAAACAUCCCACCAUGUCGAUUGAUGCAAAUUGUCUGUUUUAUAAAACUGCACCGGCAUUUCCUGUUUCCAUCAGCCCAGUCGUUACUUUUUUUCAAGUAUCCGGUAAUUAAUCAGCAUGAAAUUGGAUGGAAACCUGGUUAAUGAUACAUUUUGACAUGUUAUUUAAUGGUAUAAAUAGUAAUGGAUUGACAUUUGACCUAUGAAUCCACCUUUUUCACAAUGUGUGUUUUUUAUGAUAAUUCUGUACAUAAGUCAAUCAAUUUAUAACUGGGAUGGUUCUGUUAUUUCCAGUGCAUCAAGCACUUGCAAUGAAUUUAUGUCAAAUGUAUUCAGGCAGAUUUCAAGAUAAACCAGGAAAUUGUUAGAAUCAGAUGCCAGAUUAUUACUUCAUAAUUAAGCAUUUAAUAUUGCAACUCCUUUUAAAAAAUAUAUAUUCACAGCAUACAUAACACUAAUUGUGACGUAAAGUGAUAUUAAAAUGAUCCAUUUUAAUUAUAGAAUUUAGGUCAUGUUAGAUUUAUAGUGGGGAAAAAAGAAGUAUUUUCAGUAUUCAAAAGGACUUACUUUUAUAAGAAUAAUACAUGGCUGUCGCAGCAAAUUGGAGAAGCAAAUAAUGUUGUGUAGUGAGUUUAGUGUGCAUACCAGGCAGUAUGCUAAACACCAACAGCCCACUGAAUGCUUGGGUUGGAAAAGAUUCAGUUCUAGCAGGUGCACACCAAACACAAAAAAAAACUGCUUUUUAAGAGCUGAAAACAUUGCAGCCUAAUUUCUUGGACUAUUUGAUCCCAUUCAAUUUAGGUGAACCAAGCAAUCUAUUUUUGUUGUUGUUGAUGAAGGUAUCAAUUUCUUCUAGUUCUGAUUUUAGUUAGCAUCUGAUGCAUUUAAUUUCAAACUUGGAAGGUACUCAGUAGCCAACACUUUCAGGGGCAUUCAGUUCAACAAACUCGAGAGCCUUAAUAUGUACCAUUUAGAACCAGUAAAUAGCUUUAAUAGAUAUAUUUCCCAAAUGUCCAAUCUUUUCAGCCAAACUAAACUGGACUUCUCUCCCAUGUUACCGUUCAUCUUUGGCUUCUAUGGACAGACAAGAAAUAGGUGUAUUGUAAAAACCCAGUGGGUACAUUAUUUUUGUUAUGGAUGAUACUGCUUUUGUAUUUACUCAGUGGAAGUGUUAAACAAGGAUUCUUUUUGAUAACACAAAUGUACAUUACUAAUGUCUCAAAACAAGCUUGCAAGUUGCUAAUACCAUUGCUUUCCCCAUUUGAUUUUUGAUUGAAUAGAUGAGGGCAGUUGAUAAAGGUACUGGCACUAUGGUUACUAAACACUCCAUAAGACUUCGUAAGUGUAGCAGACAAAAACUUGCUUCGCCAUCUUAUCGGUCCUUGUCUGUUAGAACUAGCUUUUGGUAUGGAAUGAUGAAUUACAGUACAGUGGUUGUCUUCAGUUGUGCGUACAUGUUAUGAUAACCAUGAAACCAUGCAUUUCUAAGUAAAAUAAAUUCACAUAUCUAGCUUGGAAGAAGGCCA
This is a messenger RNA of Oncorhynchus nerka (sockeye salmon), 2811 nucleotides long. RefSeq names its product voltage-dependent calcium channel gamma-1 subunit-like. Gene Ontology annotation, molecular function: calcium channel regulator activity; voltage-gated calcium channel activity. Gene Ontology annotation, biological process: regulation of calcium ion transmembrane transport via high voltage-gated calcium channel; calcium ion transmembrane transport. The record is from RefSeq and is a predicted model, not a curated record. The coding region runs from base 322 to 999 and encodes 225 amino acids. NCBI's taxonomy places the organism in Eukaryota, Metazoa, Chordata, Actinopteri, Salmoniformes, Salmonidae. The transcript is spliced from 4 exons. Gene Ontology annotation, cellular component: membrane; L-type voltage-gated calcium channel complex.